GCGGUAGUAAUAGAGAAGUCUUCUUUCCGGAAGAGUGAGAGUGAGAUUCGAGGUUUGGCCGUAGGUAAAAAAAGAAAAUGGCAAAGAAAGCUUCAUCAAAGUGUCGAAACUCCUCUGCUUCAACUUCAACUUCAACUUCACUCUCUAGGACAGCAACCAAAAGUGUCAGGGUAAAAUCAGCGGAGAAAGUAAAGGCAGGUGGAGUGAAGCAGAGCAAACCCACAUCGAAGAAGAAGCCUAAGAAGCCCCCCACUGCCUUCUUCUAUUUCUUGGAGGACUUCCGUAAGGAAUUCCAGGAGCAAAAUCCAGACGUCAGGUCAAUGCGAGAUAUUGGGAAAGCUUGUGGAGAGAAGUGGAAAAUAAUGACAUAUGAGGAAAAAGUGCAUCUCUUUAUUUACCUGAACUUGGAGCUUAGUUGCUCAUUUUGUGGGUUGCUCUUAUCUCGUGAGUAAUAUGUUGGAGCGGGAGAAGAUCGGAGCAAUUAACUUGUUUCAGCAUCAAGUCCGAAGCAGCCUCAGAUUAUGUUUUUCUGACCAGAUUAAUCCAAUUAGGUCAAGUUCUCUUCUUUAGAUGAUAAGUCAAGUUCAUUUCACUAAUAAUACCCCAAGAUGAUGUCAAAAGAUUUACGAAGUGAGUGAGUGGCUAAAUAAUAUUUAUCAAUCAAGCUCUUACAAUCUAGGGAUGAAGGUUCUCAUUCUUUAACUUAAUAAAGAAGGGAAUAAAAAUGGUCUUUAACUUACAAUCUAGAUUAAUACAUGUGGAAUAAUUUCAUACUAUUCUCAUUCCAAAUUGUCAAAAACACACAAUGUUAUGGUCUUCCAAAUUUCUGUGUUCUCCUUGCUAAAUCUCUGCCAUCUCCAUUUGGUCAUUGUCUCUUUAACCGUUUUUGUAACACCCAAGCCAUCUCACAAAUAGAGUUUGAGAUUCCAAUUUGUUCUAGUUCUUAACCUGUAGGAGUUGAAAUUUUCUACCGAUCAGAGUUUUCAAGUGACAAUCUAUGUUAAGCAAGAGGGACCAUUAGUUAUGUUGGAUGUAUUCAGACUAAUGGACCGAAAUUCUCCCUUUUAUUUGUCUUUAGACUCAAAAUAAUCCUUCUUCUUUUCUGUGGAUACUAAUAGUCCUCCUCUGCCAAAUUGGUGCACUUCCAGUCCACCCCAAACGUCUGUCUCCUGAUUUAACGUGAAGGUUGUACUCCUGCAAAUCACGCGUGACAUUUUUUAUCAGUGAAAAUGAUAAAAAAAUGUUUGCCUGCUCUGUUUCUCCCAUCCAAUCCUUUCGAAGCCCUUCAGCAAAAUCCCCAAACCAUAAGGUGUUUAUUUUUAAGAACAUAGGAGAAAAAAGCAUGUGGAGACCAUUGAGAAGCUGAAAGAGAAAGAAGAAAAGAUAGAUGGUGCAAGAGGAAGUUGAGACUGAGAAACAUAAAGGGGUAGAAAGAGGAUCAAAUUGUCUUGCCACAGUUCAUUCGGUUACUAAUUUUAUGUUUGCAUUGUUAUAACUAUAAGAUGGUAGUUGAAUGGAGCUGCUAAAAAGUUUUUGCAAGAUUGUUAUUGAAUAAUGGAGCUAGUAAAAGGUUUCUCUAAAGUUGUAAUUUUCCCAAAUAGCUACUAAUUAGGUUCUGCAAUGCUUUGAUAGAGCCCUUAAAGUAAUUACAGUAAAUAGGAUUUUCAAAUUUUUUCAAUUCCUUAAUGAAGUUACUAAAACUUUCUCCAAUGCUUUAAUGGUAUUGUUCAAGUAAUUACAGUACAUAUGAUACUAAAAUGUCCUUUUCUUUAUCCCCUUGAAAACUCAAAUUUCUCUCGCAUAAACCAAACCCUAUCCCAAAGAAGAUUCAUAAAUUAGCUACUGAACAGCCUAAGUUACCACUUUAUCAAAAGAGAUAUAUUUAGUUAAGUAGCACUGUUAGUUUGGCUACGACCAAAGCACUCAAAGAACCAAGUCCUUUGGCAACUAUCCAAGAAUGUAAAUGACGGAAUAAUGAUAAUCAACAUAAGUAUUUAGUGUGAAAAACUUCUUGCUUAAUGGAGAAGAAAACCACGACCCACCUCUGUAGGAUUUUUCCAAACUUCUCCACUAAACUCGAGCCCAAACUUCCGGGUUUGCAACUACCCUUGCAACACCCAAGGAAUUGUUCCCAACAAUCCAAUCUCUAUCCUCUCAAGUCUCAACUCUUCCUAAAGGAUCUAUUCUGUUAGUGAAUCCCCUUAUAGAUACAAAACAAUACCUACUACAAUCAGCUAAGACGGUAAUCAAGAUAUGUUUUUGGAACUAACUGCGUUUGAUAUGGUAUUUUGAUAUUAAUGUUUCGGCUCCAUUUAGGGAGCUUUGCUGCUUACUUCAUAAUCAAUGAAUAGAGAGACAAAGCUACUAGUCAUUUGGACUGAAAUGUGAUUCAGUGUGUGGCAAGCACAUGAAGGUUUCCAUUAAAGAACUUGGCAAUGAAGGAGGACAAUUAAUACUCCAUGUAGAAGGAGGAGGAUUGUUUUUGUUCUUAGAGCCAAAGAUGAGGGACAGUUCUGGUCCUUCUUUCGAUUGAUAAGCUGCAGGAUAAAUGUAGCUUUUCAGUGUUUGGUCCAAGUGUUGUCAAAGGCAUGCUUAAGCCCUAAAGCGAGGCUCAAAACAUGUUGAGCGCUUUGACUCACUUAGUGUGCACUUCAGUGUCGUCAUCAAGACUCAAAUUCAUACUUUUCCUUGCCAGUGAGCCUCUUCUGAAGAGUUGACAUUACAUAAUUAAUAUUUCACAUUAUUAUUAUUUUUUUAAUUUUUUUUGUUCAUGCUUAUAAUUAUCAGUCUUGCACUAACCAUAUAUCUUUAUUAUUGGUUUGUUUCUCCACUGUCAUUUCCUCUUUUUUAUUGUUAUGAUAUGUUAUACUCGAGUUCAGGGUUCUCCAGAAACGGUCUCCUUACCUCCACGAGGUAGGGGUAUGGUUUGCAUACACUCUACCCUCCCUAGACCCCACCUGUGGGAUUUCAUUGCGUAUGUUGUUGUUGGACUUAACAUGUAUAUUUGUAUUUAUUCUCUCUUUGUGCCUUUUUCAUGAAAGCUCAUGCUUUAUUUGUGCUUUGCGCUUAAAACCCCAACAAACCUUAGAGCUUUCUUUGCGCUUUUAACUUUUGAUAACACUAGGUCCAUGAUGCCAUGUUCCCAGUACAGGAAGUUUAAGUUCUUGGUAACCCUACAAUGAAUUGUUCAAAUGGAAGUUAUUUCUCAUUUAUGAGUUACUACAUUGGAAAAAUACCACAGAUCUACUCUCAAUGUGGUAGGGAAAAAGACAAGGAAACAGAAGUAGGCUGUGGUGUACCAUCAAUUAUUAUUCCCAAUAUAUGUUCUCUUAUUUUGGAUGUCUAGACUUAAAUAUCUAAAAGAAUUUAGGGGGGAAAUCAAUAUUUGAAGCAACUUAUGCGUGAUUUGUCCAAGGUAAAAGUUGUUGUCACUGAUCACCCACUUUUUAUACUUGAACCUAUUACAUCAUCCCUUAAUACCACCUUUUCUUAUGAUGGGUAAUUAUCCAUAUUAACUGGCAUCUUGUAAUGGUCUUGAACCUUAAGACAAUCUUAAGAUACAGAAAUAACAGGAAUAUAACAAUAGAGCAGUGUAUUUGGGACAAUUUUCUGAUUUAUAUUGGAACUGAAAUGAAUUACAAACUAGACUAAUAACAGAAUAACAGGAAUUGGAAAGGUUGAACAGUAGCCUUCUAGCUUGAUAGAUCUGCAGAAAUGGAAGAAGAAGAAUAGAGGUAAGAAUCAGGAAGGUGAAGAGAAGAGUCUAGAAGAAAUUUGGGAGAGAAAGAUACCUGAUAUGUGCUGAAUGAAUGUUCUCUGCAGGGUUGUUAAGAGUAUAACAACCAGUCUGAUGAGCUGUUACUUUGCUGACGUGGGGCGAUCCUGACCCUCGGACCUCAUUAAAGUAAAUCUAAUUCUAGUCAUUGAUAAUUAAUUUAGUAAUUCCUCUUCUGGCUAACUAUGUGAAAUAAGAAAGGGUCCCUGGCUGUGACACAUCUGAACUGCAACCAAACAUGUGAGUGAAGAAUUAUAUUGCUUUGUAUACCUUGAGCCCUUGCUUCUAUUAGGUCCAAGAGUAAUGGACCACUAGGAUCUACAGUUCUCCAUAUUUACCAGCACAUAAAUUGUGAACAAACGUGGGUAAACUAAAGAAGUUUGUGUCUGUAAAUUUGCGAGUCCUUGCUUCUUUUUCGUCUGAGAGUAAUGGUACUUUUGAAGUGGUGCUAGUAGAGCUGCCAUGCAAUUGAAGGCCACUGAUAGAAAAAGAUAUCUGUUCUGGGUGCUGUUUACUUUUGUUUAUUUUUCUAUUGAAGGACAUUUUACCUAUGCGAUCCUUUAAUAUUUUUCCCUCGUCCAGAGGAAUUAUUUUUCAACAAAAAGAAAAAACAAAAUUCCUGAAAGUGUAGUGACUUGCCACUACCAACUUCCAAGCUUUUCUGCAUUCAUCUUUGUCUUUUAUCAGGUCAUAUAAUCUUUAAAUUGUUUAAUCACUAGUAGAAAGGUCCUGCUGAUUCACAUUGGUGAUAAGUUUUGAGAGGCACAAAAUCACUAAGGAGAAGCUCACUUAGGUGUCAUGCCCUAGGGAAAGUACCCUUCUAGUUGUAACUUGUUGAUUUGCACUAUCAGAGAGAAUGUAUUGUAAUCCUUGCCACCAUUUUAUUUCCCUAACUCAUGGGGGCUAGUCCUAUCUUUUUUGCCAGAAGUGGUCUUCUAAGCAUUCAGAUUCACGUUAAGCACUACUUGGUCCAAAUCUAUUAGACAAGGUUUUUGAAAUUCUGAGUCCAGCAAGUAAAUUCGGUAUCUUAGGUUAGCGCAUUUUCGAUCAGGUGCUGAAGAAUUGAAAUGCUGUUGGCUUUAAGCAAGGACUGGAUUAAUGAGACCCUGUAUUACUACUUGGCUUCAGCAGAUGAUCACCUUCCUUGAGAUACGGCUUUUUUUUUUCUUUUUAUAUCUCAUUACAAAAAAAAAAAAAAAGAAGAAAAAAAAGGAAAAAGAACAAAAAACAGGUGAUCAAGUAUAUCUGACUUGAAGAACUGGUCUGGAAUAAGUCUUUAACUUCUUGCCUGAUGAGGGGACACUUGCAUCAUUGGACCAUAUUAUAUAUUCUUAUUCAAUGUCUGUAUCUGUUAAAGCACUUGUUUCGUCUGCAAAUAGAAUUAUGAAGAUCCGAGAAGAAACCACUUAUAUUGAACUUUACUG
Molecule: messenger RNA, 5199 nt
Organism: Solanum tuberosum (potato)
Lineage: Eukaryota; Viridiplantae; Streptophyta; Magnoliopsida; Solanales; Solanaceae
Product: high mobility group B protein 14
Exons: 5
Coding region: 78-452 (124 amino acids)
Source: RefSeq, a predicted model, not a curated record